Messenger RNA from Nymphalis io (European peacock), 788 nucleotides. RefSeq names its product ufm1-specific protease 1 (gene Ufsp1). The record is from RefSeq and is a predicted model, not a curated record. The transcript has 4 exons. The coding region runs from base 96 to 746 and encodes 216 amino acids. Lineage: Eukaryota; Metazoa; Arthropoda; Insecta; Lepidoptera; Nymphalidae.
UUACGUAAAAAAUGUUAAGUUGCCUUUCUCAUAAGUUGGCUGUAUGAUGUGAGGUUUCUGACAGUCACUGCGGUAAUACUUGAGAAAAACUCGAAAUGUCAACUCAACUUGCAACAAAUGUUCACGAAGGUCUUCACCUAAAUUUUUCUAAAAAUUGUUAUUUAGUUUGCGGGAAUUAUGAAUAUUAUCACUAUUUAUGUGAUGGUUUCGACGACAGGGGCUGGGGAUGUGGAUAUCGAACAUUACAAACCAUAUGUUCCUGGAUGAAACUUAAUUUUAAUAAUUCUGUCGAAGUGCCGAGCAUUAAAAAUGUUCAGAAUAUUUUAGUUGAAAUGCAAGAUAAACCACAGUCUUUUUUAAAUUCCAGGCAAUGGAUUGGCAGUUUUGAGGUUUGCCUUGUAAUAGAUAAAUUAUUUGAUGUGCCGAGCAAAAUACUUCAUGUCAAUAAGGGUGAUAAUCUAGAAAAUAUAAUUGACAAUUUGAAAAACCAUUUUGAAAAAUUUGGUAGCCCCAUUAUGAUGGGAGGUGAUGUUGACUGUUCUUCAAAGGGCAUAAUGGGUGUGCACGUAAAUGGUGUUGAUUCUAGCUUAUUAGUUGUGGAUCCACAUUAUGUGGGUAAGGAGCCGUCAAAUGAUUUCUUACAAAACAAGGGCUGGGUAAAAUGGCAACCAAUAAAAGAAUUUCUGAGUAUGUCAUUUUAUAACUUAUGUUUGCCACAAGCAUACGCUAAAUGUAAAAAGAUAUAAACCUUAUAGACCGAACAAUUUGCUACUAUUAUGUAAUAAUAA